This is a messenger RNA of Oryzias latipes (Japanese medaka), 2245 nucleotides long. RefSeq names its product sorting nexin 6 (gene snx6). The record is from RefSeq and is a predicted model, not a curated record. Gene Ontology annotation, cellular component: endosome. NCBI's taxonomy places the organism in Eukaryota, Metazoa, Chordata, Actinopteri, Beloniformes, Adrianichthyidae. Gene Ontology annotation, molecular function: phosphatidylinositol binding. Gene Ontology annotation, biological process: retrograde transport, endosome to Golgi.
AGAUCUGGCAAACCACGGCCCACUUCCUGUCACCAGCCGCUCGCAGCCAUGAUGCAGGAAGGGCUGGACGACGGACCUGAUUUCCUCUCCGAGGAGGACCGCGGGCCACGGGCGGUCAACGUGGAUCUGGAGAUGGACGCGACGCUGCAGGUGGACAUCUCAGACGCUCUAAGCGAGAGAGACAAGGUGAAGUUCACCGUCCACACCAAGAGCACGCUCCCCAACUUCAAGCAGAACGAGUUCUCGGUGGUCCGUCAGCACGAGGAGUUCAUCUGGCUGCACGACUCCUUUGUGGAAAAUGAAGACUAUGCAGGAUACAUCAUCCCCCCGGCGCCCCCCAGACCCGACUUUGAUGCGUCCAGAGAGAAGCUGCAGAAACUCGGGGAGGGAGAAGGCUCCAUGACCAAGGAGGAGUUCACCAAAAUGAAGCAGGAGCUGGAGGCGGAGUAUCUGGCCAUCUUUAAGAAGACGGUGGCCAUGCAUGAGGUCUUCCUGUGCCGCGUGGCCGCCCACCCCGUCCUCAGGAAAGACCUGAACUUCCACGUCUUCCUGGAGUAUAACCAGGAUCUGAGCGUUCGAGGGAAGAACAAGAAGGAGAAGCUGGAAGAUUUCUUCAAGAACGUGGUAAAGUCUGCGGACGGCGUCCUGGUGGCUGGAGUCAAGGACGUGGACGAUUUCUUCGAGCACGAGAAGACGUUCCUGUUGGAGUACCACAACCGGGUUAAGGACUCCUCGGCCAAAUGCGACCGGAUGAUCCGCUCGCACAAAAACGCCGCCGAUGACAUGAACAGAAUCGCCUCGUCUCUCUACACGCUGGGGACGCAGGACUCCACAGAUCUUUGCAAAUUCUUCCUGAAGGUGUCUGAGCUGUUUGAGAAGACCCGGAAAAUUGAGGCUCGGGUUGCAGCAGACGAAGACCUGAAGCUGGCCGACCUCCUCAAGUACUACCUGAGAGAGUCUCAGGCAGCAAAGGAUCUGCUGUACCGCAGGAGUCGCUCUCUGGUGGACUACGAGAACGCUAACAAGGCUCUGGAUAAAGCACGAGCGAAAAACAGGGACGUUAUGCAGGCGGAGAACAACCAGCAACUGUGCUGCCACAAGUUUGAAAAGAUCUCAGAGUCUGCAAAGCAAGAGCUCAUCGACUUCAAAACGAGACGAGUGGCUGCCUUCAGGAAAAACCUGGUGGAGCUGGCGGAGCUGGAGCUCAAACACGCCAAGGGGAACCUCCAGCUGCUGCAGAGCUGUCUGGGUGUCCUGAAAGGAAACACUUAACUGUCUGGACCCGCUGGACCCGCCACGAGGACUGAACCAGUGGAGACAGACGAGCGACACUAACAUUUCUGAACCGGAGAGCGAGAACAGGAAGUCCGUUUCCGUCAUCAGCUCCACUUGGUCCUCCUCUCCUUCUCUGGUUCCACAUCAGAAAGUGGCACCUGUUCUGAACCCGGUCCAGCAGAACCACUUGUUACAUUCAUGGCCUUCCUCUUCUCGUUUUUGAUUUGUCUUUACUCAGAAAAAAAAGUUUGGGGUCUUUCAGCUGCAGUGUGGAUCCGUCCAGUAGACGUGUUCCAGCCUCUGCAGCUCAGAGGUUCUGGAGCUCGGCGUGUUCCCGACUGUGCAGACGAGGUUGUCCUUCCUACAGAGUCUGAGCACACCGAGGGGUUCCGUCUCGCUCCGAGUCCAGGUGGAAAGCAUCAAACUGGAAGCUUCUGGGCGGGUUCUGAGGGUUCAACUGGACAGGAAGCUGUCCUGAGGAGAACGUCCGGACUCUGAGGAGGCCGAACAUCUUGAUGUGUUGGAAAUGGCGGCUCGUUCUGUUUCUGCUGCUCCUCCUGGAGUCCGGCCCCCCUCCUCUACCCCCAUUAUCAAAGUGUAAUAAUAAAGUCCUUGUAUAUGUUUUUAUGAACUAACAGACGCUCAUCAUCCGUGUGGCUCGGUUCUUCUGGUCUGACAAGCUUCUUCUUUAUCUUCUCGGCGGUGGAGCUUCAGUCUUGUUGCCUUAACGUCAGUCACACUUUGAUUUCCUGUAAGAACAGAAAAAAAAAUGAAUCACAUGUUCAGUUCCUGUUUUUUAACAGCACUGUAAAUGAAUGUUCUUCACUCUGAUGUGACCAAAGCUUUCGGAUCCAGAUGGAGAUGUGAGGAAUAAACUCACUGGUUGUUUGGUUGAACUUCAGCAGGUCUGUAAUCCACACGGCUCUCUCUCUCACGCUCAAUAAAGUCUUUAUGGACACUUUUCUUACAA